UUGAAAUAGAAUUGAGUUUCCAAUAAUUCUCUCUCAAGUAUUCAAUAUAAAGCAAUAAUCUAAAGUGUUCAAGUGAGAAAAUCUAUUUCAUUUUCAAGGAUAUACUCGGAAAAAGAAAAGAUGAAUGGCCUAGCUACUGUUAUAUAUAUUUAGCGGGAAAAUGAACGGCUUUGGUGGAGUUCUCCCUCUUCCAUUCGAUACAAUAUGGAUUCUAUUCUUGUGCUCUUAUUCGGCGGCUUUGGCAAUAAAGCAUAAUAGCAAUUCAGGAAAAAGUGUACAAUUUAGCAAAUUCAACUCAAUUCAAGAUAUUUCAGGUGGAAAAGAUAUCUCCAGUUCAGGUAUGAAUUUAGUCCCAUUAUUAAAAUUUAUCUCAAAGUCUUCUCUCCUCGUUCGAAUCAAUUAACUGUAAAAGAAACUAUCGAAUGCAUUCAUCAGUGGACGAUUAAUCAGAAAUCUAAUUGCGCCAAUCCUCACUAUGUCAUUUAUUCAAAGAAUUUCCCAAAUAACUAUCCAAACAAUAUGAUUUGUCAUAUUAUUUUUAAUAUUGAUGCAACAUCAAACGCGAGAAUAGAGCUGAGAUUCGAGGAAUUUGACGUUGAAUUCGAAAGAAGUUGCUCCUAUGACCGUCUAAUUUUCACUGAUGACUACAAUUCAACCGCAUUUUGCGGAUACGGUUUACCUUUGAAAUCAUCCGACAAUCGACAAUCAAACUUAUUCUCGUUUCAGGCAACACAGCCAACUAUUAAUAGAACGUAUAUAGUCUCUCCCCAAGGAUCCUUGACUAUUCAAUUCAUAACCGAUAUUGCGUAUAUGGAAAGAGGAUUUAUACUGCAUGCAGAUGUUAAAUGUUCCAAAUCUCAGAUUGAAAAUUCUCUUAUGAAUGAAAAAUUGUUCUGCGCAAAUAAGAUUAAGAAGAUAAUUCGUGCGGAUUGUAGCGGUAAAAACUAUAUACUAUCAUCAGGAUACCCCUACAGUAAUCAUGAACAUUGUUCUAUUACAUUUAAACCAUUCAAAGGGAGAAGAGCAGUAUUUUCUGUCACUAUUAUAUACUUUGAAUUGGAAGAGGGUGCUUAUUGUAAACGCGAUAAACUUGAAAUUCUUGAUGGGAAUGAAAGAAACAUUCUAUGUGGAUUUAUAUCAAAAUAUGGUCGAAAAGGAGUGAAAUUUUUUGGAAAUGUAACAAAUCUCUAUCUUAAAAAACCAUAUACUACAUCAACUGGUAAAGACUUAAUAUUCAAGUUCCGGUCGGACAACUCGCAAUUCCAUAGAGGAUUUAGAUUUCACGUGAAAAUGCUAUGUUCAUCCGACGCAGACAAUAGAUAGAUCAUCCAUAAGAAACUCUAUACAGACAAUUAUCUAUCUAUUUUAAUUAACGUCAACUAUUCAUGUAAUACUGUAAUGGGAACGAAAGAGAUACACCUAUAAUACGAUUAAACAUAUCCUUAUCUCUUCAAUAAGACACUAGAUAUGAUAUUAAUUUUAUUGAAUUGAAAAAAAAAAGGUCUAAACACGAUUAACAAUGCAGCUUCAAACAAUGCGCUAAUUAAAGCAUCUAUCUACUUUAAC
This is a messenger RNA of Dimorphilus gyrociliatus, 1566 nucleotides long. The record is from the annotation of a GenBank genome assembly. Lineage: Eukaryota; Metazoa; Annelida; Polychaeta; Dinophilidae.